Molecule: messenger RNA, 918 nt
Organism: Spinacia oleracea (spinach)
Lineage: Eukaryota; Viridiplantae; Streptophyta; Magnoliopsida; Caryophyllales; Amaranthaceae
Exons: 1
Coding region: 60-587 (175 amino acids)
Source: RefSeq, a predicted model, not a curated record
CUCAAUUACAAGUGACUCAACUGUCCCUCACCCAUUAAAUGCUCUCCCUUUAUAAAUAGAUGUACAUCUUCACACAAUUCUCUCACCUACACAUAUCACUAACUUCACAACAAAAAUCAACAAAAAUGAUGAACAUCAAAGCAACAAAAGUCACCUUCCUUCUUACACUUCUCAUCAUCACAACAAUCUCUUCCUUAACCGGGGCAACCCGGUCCAACCCGAACUCUAAGGGCACCAAGUCCAAGUCCAAGGGUGGAGGUGCUGGUUUUGGUGGUGGUAGCGGCGAUAGCGGUGACGACUUCUUCGGGCCGGGUGGUGGGUUUGGAAUACCCGGGUACAAUGACCCGGGAAUGUUCGGAGGCGGAUACGGAUACGGAUACGGCUCCCCUAGCGGAGGCCACGGAAAGAGUGGGACUGUAAGACCAAGUGUGGUUUGUAAGGAAACAGGUCCUUGUUAUAUGAAGAAACUCCGGUGCCCGGCAAAGUGCUUUUACUCCUUUAGUAGGGCCGGUAAGGGUUACGGUGGCGGAGGUGGUGGUGGUGGGUGCACCAUGGAUUGCAAGAAGAAUUGUAUUGCUUAUUGUUGAACUUUUUAGGAGAGGGGAAAUUCAAUGCAUCUUCUAAAUAUAUAAAUAUAUGGUAUGUGAUCUUAUUUUGAGGUUUUAUUAUAUGGUAUUAUUAUAAGCUCCUAUCAUAUGUUGCUUUUAAAUUAAGUAAAUUGUAGGACUUCUAUCAUGUAGUUAUAAUGUUAUGUAUUGUGUUGUGGACCUGUGGGCUGUGGUCAUAUUAUUAGUAUAGGCUAUUUUCUCUUGCUUUUGGUUUGUUUUACUUUUGUGGGAUGUAAUAUAUACCACGGAGUAUACUACUAAUUAAUAUGGUUUUGGUGGAAUAAAGAGAGGCACUUUUGUUCUUGCCUUA